Patiria miniata (bat star) is the source of this 4172-nucleotide messenger RNA. Its product is annotated as terminal uridylyltransferase 4-like. The transcript is spliced from 16 exons. The record is from RefSeq and is a predicted model, not a curated record. NCBI's taxonomy places the organism in Eukaryota, Metazoa, Echinodermata, Asteroidea, Valvatida, Asterinidae. Bases 174 to 4157 code for a protein of 1327 amino acids. Gene Ontology annotation, molecular function: RNA uridylyltransferase activity; nucleic acid binding; zinc ion binding.
CUGACUUUGAUGAUGUACGCUCUGACUUUGAAGAACGUUUCCCCUGUAUCAGAUUUAGCGAUAAACAAAGUGGUUUCAGAUGUGAACUAAGUACAAGUUCACUCUCUGCCCUCAAGACAUCAAAGUUACUCGCUGAAUACCGGCAGUUGGAUCCUCGAGUGUAUUUGCUAGCCAUGGCUUUUCGGUACUGGGCAAGACUUUGUGGCUUGGACAGUCAGUCAGAUGGCAGUAUGCCUGCAUAUUCAUUUGUCUUGAUGACUAUCUUCUUCCUUCAGCAUUGCGACCCACCAGUAGUUCCAGUUCUCCAAGAGGAUGAAACUUUGGAACGCCAAAACACUGACACCCUUGGAGAAUUGUGGAUCAAGAUGCUACAAUUCUAUACAGUCGACGUGGCAGUGGAGGAAAUGGUCAUCUCUGUGAGAAAACGGGAGCCUAUCAGUAGAGAAGAGCUAAAGAUUCCUAAUAGAAGGCUUGUUAUUGAAGAUCCCAUUGCCAUCAACAAGAAGAAUAUUGCCAAGUCACUUAGCUCCAACACUGUUUUUCAGUACCUGAUUGACCGACUUCAACAGGCUUUGCUUUAUUUUGGCAAACCACAGAAGGCUGCAUGUACAUGUAGAAGUAAUGCUGUGAGUGGUUCAAAAGCAACCAAGACAACAAAUGCUAGAAUUGACAGUUCAAAGGCCAUCCAGACCAACAGAAAAAGCUCAGAGGAUACAGUGACCAAGAAUGUGGAUACCAUGAAUACAAGUAUUCAAACCACCAAGCAAUGCAUUGAAUUGGACACUAAAGAUGAGAUAGCUAACCUUGAACAAAUACCUAUCGGUAACACAGGUGUGAGCAGGGCUAUACCAACAAUAUCAAUGAUGAGUGGUCUUUCAAGAAACUUACAGUUGCCACCUUCCAAGGACUCUACCAAGUCUGUAUCAGCAAAACUGAAAGGAAAGUCAGGGAAUGAUUCGGAGCUGGAGUCUGCUUGCAGGAAAAGUACCAUUGGAAGUGACUCUGAUAUUGAGGAUUCGCUAGUUACUGAUUCCACUGAAAAGGAUGGUUCAACAAGUGAUGUUGACCUUCUUGAUGGACAUUUAAAUACUGCGCGUUUGCAAAAUUGCAUUGUACCAGACAAACAGUAUUGUUCAGCUGGAUGCGGGGAUGACGUUAUGAGGCAGCAACAGGUGAAAAGCAUUGUUGAAGUUGAUACACAGACAGACAUGAGCAAGUCUGAGAUUUCUCUCUGCCAUCAUCAUUUCAGAUAUGCAUUUAAUGAAAAGAUUCUAACUGGUGGCAUAAAAGUCGUCGUCAUUUGCAAUGGUUGCGGAAAAGAAGGACAUAAAGUUGCAGAGUGCCCAGAUGAUACUCUUCCCAAGCUGGUAUCAUUACCUCCCAUGGCUAAAGCCUUCCUGAGGAGAAUUGAUGUCUUAUGUAGAUUUGUCGAAGAUCAAUUCUGUCUGAAAGACUGGGCCCUUGUACAGCGAGACAAAGCUAUUGUUUCAUACGAGAAUACUAUACGCAAGCAUGGAUACCAAGACGCCACACUUGAGCUGUUUGGGUCUUCAAGAAAUGGGUUUGGGUUUGCAAACAGUGACAUGGACAUCUGCUUGAAAUUCCGACACAUUCAAACUGCAGAGGACAUAGACAUUCCAAACAUCAUUGAAGACCUUGCUAAAAAGUUGAAAAGACACUCGAACCUGCAUCAUAUCAUCCCAAUCUCAACAGCAAAAGUGCCUAUUGUCAAGUUUGUUGAUCCAUACAUGAAAAUAGAUGUUGACAUCAGUCUCUACAACUGCCUUGCACAGGCCAACACACGCAUGCUGUAUGUGUACUCCAAGAUUGAUCCAAGAGUAAGACAGUUAGUCUACACAGCGAAAGUGUUUGCCAAGAUGUGUGAUAUUGGAGAUGCCUCCAAGGGAAGUCUGUCAUCCUAUGCCUACACGAUCAUGACUAUAUUCUUCCUACAACAGAGGAAGCCACCUGUACUCCCAGUUUUACAGGAGCUGUAUGGUGGCAACGAAAAACCUGAAAACUUAGUGGAGGGCUGGAAUGCAUGGUUCUUCAGUGACCUAAAGGAACUGAGGCACAUUUGGAGAAGUAGCAACAAGGAAUCUGUGGGAGAAUUGUGGCUAGGAUUUCUGCGUUUCUUCACAGAAGAGUUCAGUAGCAAGAAACAUGUAGUGUGUAUUAGACAGCAUCAGCUGCUAUCACGCUUUGAGAAGAUGUGGACUGGUUCUGCACGUGGAUUCGCCAUCGAAGAUCCGUUUGAUCUGGAUCACAAUUUAGGCAGUGGGGUCUCUCGAAAGAUGGCAACAUUCAUCAUGCAAGUGUUUAUCAGGGCAAGGGAGCAUUUUGGUACUCCAAAAAGAAUAGUGGGCUACAGAAGUGACUUUGAAUACUUCUUCGACACAUUUAUGUUGACCGGGGGAGAGGCUCCACCAAAUGACCGCUGCUGCAGGGUCUGUGGGAAAGUAGGACACUUCCUCAAAGACUGCCCUCAUCGUAAAGGACAUAAAGAAACUGGCAGAAGCAGAGAAAGAGAUGAAAAUGCGAAGAAAGGAAAGAACAAAGAGAUGGACAUAAACAAGGCAAAAAUGGAUCAAGCCGCAAAUGAUGCAAAGUCUUCAACAAGUGUAAAAGCAGUAGUUCCCAAACGAAGUUCUACACAAGUUACAGCACCACAAAGAGCAGAUGAGGUAGCAUCUCUUACAGUUCCAGCAAAUGCAGAUGAAAGGGAGGCACCUCAAGAUGGAGCAAUGGCGAAAUCUACAGUGAAGCAAGAAACACCUGAAACACCCUUUGUUUCAACCACUGUCUUCUAUUCACAGGGUAGUCCAAGUCCUAUACAGGUGAAAAUAGGAGAUACCUGGCAACAACAUUUAGAGGAAAAGAAACGCCAAAAGAAGCAAGAACCAAGAAGAAAAAAUAAGUCAGACAGUGAAAACAAGGAGGGAUUAGUUCCAGUCAUAAGCCAUAAUGCAUCUCCAGACCACUCUGCAAAUGUGUUGAGUAAUUAUAUUGUACUGGCUGGCUCAGAACAAAUACCAGUGAGCUGUUCACCAACCAAGAAUGAGCAAGAUGAACAUCUACAAAAAGCAAUGCAACAGUUCACUAUUCAUUCACAAUCUGCCCCAUCCAAGGAUUGUGACUUGUCAUCUGCCAAUAUGUCCUCCAAGAAUGCAGCUUUUGUUCAAAGUUACCCACCGUCUUGUGAGAAACCAGACUGCUCUCAGCAACAUUUACACCAUUGGCAAGAUCAUACACAGCACGAGGCUCAACAAAUACUACCCAAAGAAGAACAGCUGCAAAGAAUCAACCAUGGUCAGCAAUACCAAGAACAGCAGCAGUAUCAACAGCAAAAAGAGCAAUAUCAACAAAAAAAGCAGCAGUACCAGCAGCAGCAGCAGUACCAGUACCAGGAGCAGCUGUACCAGCAGCAGCAGUACCAGCAGCAGCAGUACCAGCAGAAACAGCAACAGCAACAUUUUCCUCAACCAGGAGCAUCACACUCAUCACAGAACAAACAGACCUGUCAAGUUAAGGAACAGCAAUGCAAUUCAGAAUCUGGUCAGAGGUUUAUUGCCAAUUUAAAUACUUUGGCUGAUUCCCUCCAUUCCAAUCCCAACCUCUCUUCAAAUGAAAAGCCACGGACACUACAAGAAAUUGAAGAAAUACAGAUGAGGAAACUCAAUUUGCAGCACCCAGAACAGAUGCAACCUAACCUUACAAUGUCAGGGCAUGAAAAUGGUCCAUCUCAAGACCAAAUUUCACCCUUGCAUCACAGUCACACCAAGUUCUUGUCCACUGUCACAAACUCGCCUUCACUUCCAGGAAGAAUACAGGGAUCUCCUGUUGGUUUACAAUUUCAUACAUCAACCCCUGGAACGAAUCCUGGUCCUGCUGCAUAUGGAUUAUCUCCAGAAACAGUCUGGGGAUAUACCGGUAGCACUCAGGGUGGAGGUAUUUGGCCAAUCCGCACCAACCAACCUCAUCAAGCUGCAUGUGAAGGAAGUUCUCCCCAGUAUCUAACCAGUCGGCUAUCUGAGCAGAGCAACAUUGGGACUGCGCUUCUUCAGGGUGUAAGCAUGUUGCAGAACAGGUCAGCAAAAUUUUUGGUCAAAUCUGCAAGUUGUGACCUUUUCCCCACUUAUGAAAGUAACGCCAUUUAAGUUAAAGCUCCACAU